Molecule: messenger RNA, 5152 nt
Organism: Anguilla rostrata (American eel)
Lineage: Eukaryota; Metazoa; Chordata; Actinopteri; Anguilliformes; Anguillidae
Gene: hook2
Product: hook microtubule-tethering protein 2
Exons: 22
Coding region: 158-2359 (733 amino acids)
Biological process (GO): cytoskeleton-dependent intracellular transport; cytoplasmic microtubule organization
Cellular component (GO): cytoplasm; centrosome
Molecular function (GO): microtubule binding; dynein light intermediate chain binding
Source: RefSeq, a predicted model, not a curated record
CCAAAACUCUAUAACACACCCCUUUCAUGUGGGGUUUCACCGCAAGUACACGGUAUUAAAUUACGCAAGGGGAGGCCAUUCCUGGACUGGGUUGCCAGCAAAACAAAGUAGCAGCUUGGCUAGCUAAGUUGUCUACAUAUUUUACAGAAGAACCACGAUGAGUCUUAACAAAGCAGAGCUCUGCGACUCGUUACUAAACUGGUUGCAGACGUUUCAGGUGCCCUGCUGCAGUAGCAAGCAGGACCUGACCAGUGGAGUGGCCAUCGCCCAGGUGCUGCACAGAAUAGACUCCUCCUGGUUCAAUGAGCCGUGGCUGGGCAGGAUCAAGGAGGAAGGCGGGGCCAACUGGCGGCUGAAGGUGAGCAACCUGAAGAAGAUCCUGCAGAGCAUGCUGGAGUAUUAUCAAGAUGUGCUGGGCCACCCGGUGUCGGACGAGCAUCUUCCGGACGUCUGCCUGAUCGGGGAGAUGGGCGACGUGGCCGAACUGGGAAAGCUUGUGCAGUUGGUGCUGGGCUGUGCCGUCAGCUGCGAGAAGAAGCAAGAGCACAUCCAGCAGAUUAUGACCCUGGAGGAGUCUGUCCAGCACGUUGUCAUGACUGCCAUCCAAGAGCUGCUGACUAAAGAAAGUGUAGAGCCAGGAAGCCCUGAGACGUAUGGAGACUUUGACUAUCAGUCUCGGAAGUACUAUUUCCUCAGCGAAGAGGCGGGGGAGAAGGAGGACCUGAGCGGGCGCUGCCGGGACCUGGAGCACCAGAUUUCGGCCCUCGUGGAGGAGAAGGCGCUGCUGGCUGCGGAGGCGCGCUCCCUGAAGGAGCGGCUGGGCCGCUGUGACCCCCAGGACGCCUCCUCCACCAUCACCGGCAAGAAGCUGCUGCUGCUGCAGAGCCAGAUGGAGCAGCUGCAGGAGGAGAACUUCAGGCUGGAGAGCGCCCGAGACGACCUGCGCACGCGGGAGGAGGCGCUGGAGAGGGAGGUGUCGGAGAUGCAGCAGCGCAACGAGGAGCUGACCAGCCUGGCGCAGGAGGCGCAGACGCUCAAGGACGAAAUGGACAUCCUGCGGCACUCCUCGGACCGCGUGAGCAGGCUGGAGGCGCUGGUGGACACGUACAAGCGCAAGCUGGAGGACCUGGGCGACCUGCGCAGGCAGGUGCGCCUGCUGGAGGAGAGGAACACGGUGUACAUGCAGCGCACCUGCGAGCUGGAGGAGGAGCUCCGUCGCGCCAACGCCGUCCGCAGCCAGCUGGACACCUACAAGAGACAGGUCCACGAGCUCCACACCAAACACUCGUCCGAGGCUCUGAAGGCUGAGAAGUGGCAGUUUGAGUACAAGAACCUGCACGACAAGUACGAGGCCCUGCAGAAGGAGAAGGAGGUGAGGGUGUGUGUCUGUCUGUCUGUCUGUGUGUGUGUGUGUGUGUGUGUGUGUGUGUGUGUGUGUGUGGGUCCAAGGGAGAUGGUGGUGGUGUGUCACACCGAUCUGGAGGACACCUGCGAACAGAGGGAGCUGCGCUGUCUGUCGCCCCCUGCAGGUGGCCUGUGUGAAGAUGACUCCAGCACUGUGGGAAACCUGGCCUCUGAAAUCAUGCCCACAGAGUUCAGGGAGACGGUGGUGCGUCUGCAGAGUGAGAACCGGAUGCUGUGCGUGCAGGAGGAGAGCUACAGGCAGCAGCUGCUGGAGGUGCGCGGCCAGCUGGAGGAGUCCCAGCGCAGCCAGAACACCCUGGAGACCCAGAACAGGUUGAGUCAGCAGCAGGUGGCUGAUCUGCGCUCUCAGGUGGAGGAGCUGCAGAGGGCCCUCCAGGAGCAGGGCAGCAAAGCCGAGGAUUCGUCCCUGCUGAAAAAGAAGCUGGAGGAGCAUCUGGAGAAGCUGCACGAGGCUCACUCGGACCUGCAGAAGAAGAAGGAGUACAUCGAUGACCUGGAGCCCAAAGUGGACGGCAACAUGGCGAAGAAGAUUGACGAGCUGCAGGAGAUCCUGAAGAAGAAGGACGAGGACAUGAAGCAGAUGGAGGAGCGCUACAAGCGCUACGUGGAGAAGGCGCGCACGGUGAUAAAGACGCUGGACCCCAAACAGCAGUCCCCUUCCUUGUCGCCUGAGCUGCUCACCCUGAAGAACCAGCUGAGUGAGAAGGAGCGCAAGAUCCAGCACCUGGAGCACGACUACGAGAAGUCCAAGUCCAGACACGAGCAGGAGGAGAAGCUCAUCAUCAGUGCCUGGUACAACAUGGGCAUGGCUCUGCACCAGAAGGUGGCGGGUGAAAGGUCGGGGUCGCCGGGCCAGGCGCAGUCCUUCCUGGCCCUGCAGAGGCAGUCCUCCCAGGCCAGGAAGGGCCUGACCUCCAGACUGCAGCCCAGAUAAGAGCCGGCCCCUCUCCAGGACCCAGGACCCAGGACCCAGAAUAGGAAGCGCCUUACGGACUGAGUGCAGUACACUGGGAAUGAAAGGUGGCACAGUAUCCACGUCCGUGUAGGCCAUUUUCUCCUCUCUGGUGCCCCCUGGUGUUCAUCAGUAUUUUCUAGCGAUCUCUGCUCUCCUCUCGGUUUUUAUUUUUUCCAGGCAGGGUACUGCCUCCCUCUACAGGCCUGUGCUGGUACUGGCAGUGAUCGAUUCCUGCAGGAGCUUUUUGACACUUCAGUGCUGGUCACGAACACAGAAAACAAACACACGCUCAUCUCCAGCUGCAGGAUUUUUAUUCGCUGUUUUUUAAUAAGAUACAUUUAUACGAUCAGGAAUAUUUCACGAGCACAGAUUAUUCAAAUUUAAUAAUCUUAUUUUCUGUGCAUGUUUUUUGAUUUGAUUUUUUAAAACUGUAAAUAGUUUUUAUUGUAGUAUUACUGGAAAUUUAAUAGCUGUGGUUUGAAAGGCCCCCCAUAGCAGAGUUGGGUUGGAGAUUUUUUCCUUUUACAACACUAGAGAGACCGAACAGAAAGGCCUUAAUGUUGGGGAAGAGAAAUUACACAUUGAUUCAUUACGACUGAUGGGAAGGACAUGUUGACUGCUGUUCUUCAAGUCUAUUUCUAUCAAAGUAAUUACAUUUUCGUUUGUAAUUUAGAAUAGCGUAGAUGGUGAUUACACUGAUCUGACGUAGAGAAAAAUGAUCGUUUCCUGUUUGGAGCUAAAUGGUGGUGAGACCGCUACUACACAAGUUUGAAGAAAACAAUGCCUGCGGCUUAGAAUACACUUCAACUGGAGAACAACAACCUUAAUUUAGACACGGCACUCAGCCAGGGCGUCGUUUCUAAAAGGCUAAAUGAUGUGGUCUUUUGGUAUUUUAUUUGCUCAGUUUAAAUUGUGUAUUGCUAUUGAUUUUACCGUCGAGCGCUAUGUUGGUCAUUCUUAUUUGACUGAUGUGGCAUGUGAUGGUGUCUGUUUCUCUCUGAUAGUCGUACUGGGCUGUCUGAACAAAAUGGUGCACUGGACUUCAAAGAAUAUUUAAAAAUCCUAAAGUGGGAUUGAACUCUGCUGGUUGGUCUGUUCUGCUGUCCAUCAUGUAGACUUUUUGGGUCUUCUUUUCCUAUGUUCUUAUGUGUGUUCUCUUGUCUUUUUGCUGUGGUCAUAUACACAGUGUUUGUCUUGUAAAACCUGUUGAAGCGUACAGCUGAAAAAUGCUGGUGAAACUUCUCAACAACAAAAAAACAAGAAAAAAAAAACAAAACAAAGAUCUGUAACCCUGAACACUUUCAUCUAGUUGAUAAUGAUUCUUCAUCAUGUCCAUGGGUUAUGAAUUUGAUUUUUUAUUGACAUUUGUAUUUUUAUUUUUAAUGUGCACUUUCUACAUGCACCCAGCUGAAAUAUUAAACUGAAAUCCUAGCUGCUUAGUGGACAAAACCGGUAGUGCACAGACCUGCACACUGACUGAGCAGUGCCAUUGUGGACCUCCGUGCAUCUCCUGCAACACUACAUUAUGUGUGUGGCACUCUGGCACUAAAGUGUGUGUGGUACACAGAUAAGUCUCUGUCCAUCUGUACAUAUUUUGCACUUCUUUGAGUGAUCGGUAAAUCCCCAUGUUAAACAGAGGGCACUUUUAACUUGAUCUAAUGGAGAGAUGUGCUUUUAUGACACCCAACACUUUUUCCCAAGCUACGUCGAUAAUUUGCACACUUGAUGCAUCAAUUAGCUUGACUAAAUUAAAUGCAUGAUGGUACUUUCCUUAUGUAUGGUACACCUGACCGUUUGAAAUGUGAAUGUAUAUGUACAACACUGGAUCAAAAUCUGGUCUACGUUCUUAAGAGAAUGCUUUUUUUUUUAUUGUACUACACUACCUGUGAGACUACAGAUCGACAAUAUGUAUAGGUGCUAUGUUAAUUAAUGCUGGGUUUGGUAGCAAAUACACUGAAACUAACAUUUUUUUAAACCCAUGUUGUACCUCUAAACACAUGGAUAAAUGCCUCAUCCCAACAGCCAUUGCGUGAAUUUUUUUUAUGAUUCUUUGGGAAAUUCGAAAAUCAUCAAAGAUGCCUGGCUUUGUUCAGACCUAAAUUGUGGGUUUCUGUAAAAUUCGGAUUCUUUUCCGGACUGAAAUACACAAACGCCUCUUACCAAGUCCUGAAACCUGAUCAGCUGUGAAAAAAUAUUGUAUACUGUGUGUAAAAUUAUUUGUCCUUCCAUGUGAUGCUUGUUGAAGUCAUUGGUUUCCAGUCCCAAUCGCAGAAACCCAUUAGUGAAUGUAUACGAGUGAGCUUCAGAGAACAUGGCAACACGUGGACGUCAUACACUUAUUUUCUCAAGUGCUAGAUAAAGUGUUUCUUAUAUUUGCACCCAUUGAUUUUGGUUACUAGCUGUGCUAAUGGUUUAAUUUUUAUUUUCAAACUGCAGCUCAAACUCGGUGCUUGAGUGUGCCUACUAACUGACCAUAUUGUCUCUGUGUGUGUGAAACGGAUUAACUUAACACUGUUUUAGCUUUGUUUUGGUAAGAAACCCAUGUUUAGUAUAUAAGUGUAUUUCUGUAUCCAAAUCUAUUUCUACAAAGACUAGGGGUUGAUAGGGGUUUGUGUGAAUUUCUGUUCUGUACAUUUCUGACUUUAAUUUGUUUUUAUUUUUAAAAUUGGUUAUCCAGAAUAGGGGGCGGGGUCAUGUGUAGAUUAUAAGUUAAAAGUUAGUCCGUCUGUUUUGUCUCUUGCACUACAAAUAAAACAGACAUUGGGUACCAGA